Caenorhabditis angaria is the source of this 3045-nucleotide messenger RNA. NCBI's taxonomy places the organism in Eukaryota, Metazoa, Nematoda, Chromadorea, Rhabditida, Rhabditidae. The record is from the annotation of a GenBank genome assembly.
AUGUUGUCAAAUAGAACAUCAAAAUUGAUGGUGAGAAUUUGAAUUUUUAUAGGAAAAAAAAAAGAAAAUUGAAUUUUUCAGAAAAGAUUCGCGUCGGCGGCCGCUUCGUCUGCUCGCGGAGCCCGUGAAACAACUUCAGUUUUGGGCAAUGGAUUGUCGGUAUCCAGCAUUGAGCUUAAUGGUGAGUGUUUUUUUUUUCGAAAAAUGGUGGUGUUAUGUGAAAAAGCAGAAAAUCUGUUGGGAAAUCAAGAAAUUUCAAAUAUACUGAAAAUUUUGGAAAUUCUGAUCUAUUUUUAGCAUUAUUUUGAUAAAUAAAUCUUGAACCUAAAAUGAACAAUUUUCUAAAUUUUUCAAAUUAAAUUGUAUCUUGUAAUGUUAGAAUACCAUUUAAAAUGGAAAAACAUCAAUCAAAAUUCUAUUUAAAAAAAACGUUUUGAAACUCCAGAUCAAGAACUUCAUGAAAUUAUUAUUGAAGCCAAAAUUAGUGUAUUCAUAUUUAUUGCAAAAGCCUUCCCAACAAUUUUCAAAACCAAAUUCACCUCAAAAAAAUAAUCUAGGAGCCACUUCUUCGCUCGUCCUCGCCUUCCGCGCCGGAUCCCGUUAUCAACCAGCCGCUCAACAAGGACUCGUCCAAAUUGUCCGCAACAGCAUUGGUCGUGACUCUCAAGAAUUCCCAGGUCUUCAACUCGUCUGGAACACAGCUCAAAAUGGUGGAAAGAUUGUUAGUUUUAUUAGUUGAAAAAUGAAAAUUUUUUCAAUUUAUUGUAGGCCGCUGUAUCCAAUCGCGAUAUUCUCGCCAUUCAACUUGAUGUUGUCAGAGACAAUGCUGGAGUUGGACUCUCGCUUCUUGGACAACUUGGAACCAACGCCUUCAAGCCAUGGGAUACUGAAGAUGUGAGUUAUUUUUGAGAGAAAAAAAAUUCAAUUGAGUUCCAGGUCAAACACGACGUGAUUCCAACCGAAAACACCUAUCUCACCGGCCAAUCAAUUGUCUUUGAACAAAUCCAUGAAGCCGCCUUCAGAAACGGACCACUUGCAUUCUCGAACUACGGAGUCAACUCGGUCUCAUCAAAAUCCAUCUCAGAAUUCGCUGCUCAACGUUUGACAGCCGGUGAAGCUGUUUUGGUUGGAGUCAACAUUGAUCACGAGCUUUUGGUCAACGCUGCUAGCCAACAAUUCCCAUUGGCUGAAAAUGCUGCAACUCCAGUUGCUGCUAGCAAAUAUUACGGAGGAGAUGUUAGAAAGUAAGUGUUUUUACUGGUGAAUAGUUUUUUCUCCCGAAGCUUUCUGAAGCUUCCUAGUGCCCUCUAAAGCCUUCAUGAAGCUGAAUUCAGAUAGUUGCUAAAAAAAGACCCUUAAAUUUUUCAGGUUCGGCUCAGGAAACCGCACAUUCGUCGCCAUUGCCGGACAAGGUGCCGCUCUCAAAUCCACCAAAGAAGUCGCCACUCAAGCCGUCGUCGCUCAAAUUUUGAUCAACGCCGCCGCUAAAACGUCAAACGCUUCAUCAAUCAAUGUUUCAUAUGCUGAAAGUGGAUUGGUCGGAGUUCAAUUUGAUGCACCAAAUGGCCAGAUCAACUCAACAACAACAUCAACACUUGCUGCUCUCAAAUCAGCCAAUACUUCGGAUAUUGAAAAUGUCAAACAAUUUGUUGCAAAUAAUGUGAGUUUUUGAGAAAAUUUGGAGAAAAAAAUAAAAGGGAACGUCCCGUAAAUCGACACUAAACUCUCAUAGCGAAGAGCUUUGGUGUCGAUUUACGAAGCAGAGUAAUCAAUAAGAAAACAGUUUUUUUUUCGAAAUUCUUUUGUUAAUGAAUUAAAAAGAAUGAAUUUGAGAAUGUUCAAGAUGAAGAUUGUUGAUAUUAUAAUUAAAAUUUCAAAAGCGCUUUUUGAAUGUCCGGAAUUAAAAAUAUGUAAUUCUAUGUCAGUUCCAAAUCAAGAAAUUUGAAAAUUAAAACAAAAAAGGAACGCCUCGUAAAUCGACACUAAACGCUCAUAGCGAAGAGCCGUUUUGUGUCGAUUUACGAAAGGUAAUCAAUGAUAAAAUUUUUUUUUGAAGUUUUUUUGUUUUGUUAAUAAGAUAGAACAAGUGGAUUUGAGAAUUCCAAGAUGAAAAUGGAUGAAAUUAUUUGAAUAAUAUUGAAAUCGCUUUUCGAAUUUUCAAAAUGAAAGAUAAAUAAACCUCAGUUCCGAAUCAAGAAGUUUGAAAUUUAAAACAAAAAGGAAACAACCCGUAAAUCGACAUCAAACUAUUAUAGCGAAGAGCCGUUUUGUGUCGAUUUACGAAGCCUAGCAAUCAAUAAAAAUAUGUUUUUUUUUCAAAGAUUUUGUGAAUGAGAUAAAAGGAAUAAAAAAUAUUAAAGAUGAAAAUGGAUGAAAUUAUUUAAAAAUUUAGGAAUUGCCUUUCCUAUUUCUGGAAUGAAAAACUAAAAUUCUGAUUGUCACUUUCAGAUAAGAAAUUAAUAAAUUAGAAAAUGAGUGUACAAUUAUAUACUAUCCCUAUGGUUUUGAGAAGAAAAAACAGUUUUUCAAAUCUCUUCCCUGAAAAAAAACGUAGUAGAAAAUUUGCAAACCCUUCGGAAAAAUAUAUCUGUGAACAUUAAACACUCUCUCUUUGUAAAAAGUGUUAGCUAAACCCCCCCCCCCUUCCCUCAUGAACUAUGAUUCUGGGGUUCUUCCUAAAUUUCGCUUUCUUCAUAGAUCAAGUAUACUAUUGAACAUUCAACAGCAUUAGAACAAGUUCCAACUUUGAAAAAUCAAUAAAUUCUUUCUCACAUUUCAGAUCUUGAUUACAUCCCAAGACGCCCGAAACGUUGCUCUCGACAGAGCAUCCCAAAUUUUGGCCGGAGCUGAAGCCAGCUCACCAGCUGAAAUUGCCGCCGCUGUCCGAAAUGUCAAUGCCAACGAUGCUACACAAGUACGUUGUUUUUCUCUUCUAUAGUUCUAGAAAGUUCCAAUUGAUUUUUUUUGCAGCUCUUGAAACAAGUCACCUCAAAAUUGUCAUUGGCCGCAUAUGGAAACCCAGCUUUGGUCCCAUAUCUAGAUUAA